AUUUGUCGCCGUCCUCGUUUCAUCGCUUCUUCGUCGUCGUCUCCCCGUCCUUGUCGUCGUCGUCUCUCCGUCGUCGUCGUCGUCGUCGUCUCUCCGUCGUCGUCGUCGUCGUCGUCUCUCCGUCGUCGUCGUCGUCGUCGUCGUCUCUCCGUUGAUCCGUCGUCGUCGUCUCUUCGUUUAUUUAUCGUCGUCGUCGUCGUUUCUCAAUUGAUCUGUCGUUUCUACGUCUAUUCAUCUCAUUCUCUCUCUCGUGUGUCUGAUUUGAUUAAGGUUUGAAUCAUUUCAUUUUGUUAUACAUUAUCUAGGUUUUGUUAUAUAUUGUUGACGAUUUGAAGUUGAUUUUGUAGAACAAUGGAAGUUUUGUGCAUCUGUGGACAAUGGAUCUCAAAAGAAUCUCUCCAGUGGGAGUUUCUUGUUGAUUUGAAGAGGAAUGCAUCAAUCAUUUCCAUAGAAGAAGAUCUACUGUAUGAAGAUUUGAUGAAGAUUAUCUCUGAAGAUUUUAGUGUUAAAGAGGAAGAAAUCAGUUUGAGUUAUGGUUUUUCAUUGGAUAUGAAAUGUAUUAUUGAAAGUUUCCCCCCACUCUCGAUAGGUAAUACUCGUCAGCUCAGAACUUUCAUUUCCAAGACUAGAGCAUUUGAUGGAACCUGUCGUUUGUGUGUUAAGGUUUUUUUCUUACUUAGACUUUUCAGGAUAUGCUUCAUAACCAAUUAUUAUGCCUUACAGAACUACUUGACUCUAUGCAAGUUAGUACUGAUCCAGCUAGCUGUAACACUCAAGCUUCUGAUACAGUUGCUUCUACUGUUCCAUUGAAUGCCAAUCCAGCGAUUCUUUCUACUGUGCAGAGUGAAAAACAGAGUCUUCUAUUUGAAGGUGUUUCUACAGUUCCUGUGAAUGCUCUUCCGGAUUUUAGUACUGAUUCAGCUAGCUGUAACAUUCAAGCUUCUGAUACAUUUGCUUCUACUGUUCCAUUGAAUGCCAAUCCAGUGAUUCUUUCUACUGUGCAGAGUGAAAAACAGGUACAUUGUCCCUAAUUCCCUUUUUCUGUUUGUGUUUGCAUGAUAUGCUUCAUAAUCAAGUAUUAUGCCUUACAGAACUACUUGACUUUU
Brassica rapa (field mustard) is the source of this 1106-nucleotide messenger RNA. RefSeq lists its product as uncharacterized. The record is from RefSeq and is a predicted model, not a curated record. Lineage: Eukaryota; Viridiplantae; Streptophyta; Magnoliopsida; Brassicales; Brassicaceae.